Molecule: messenger RNA, 4463 nt
Organism: Branchiostoma floridae (Florida lancelet)
Lineage: Eukaryota; Metazoa; Chordata; Leptocardii; Amphioxiformes; Branchiostomatidae
Product: chaoptin-like
Exons: 3
Coding region: 381-4337 (1318 amino acids)
Molecular function (GO): protein binding
Source: RefSeq, a predicted model, not a curated record
UGUUAUUCAAAUAUUGACUCUGGGCAGUCUAACAAAGCAAAGGGUCAACAGCACAACAAAAGGUUGCUAUUGAACCAGCCACAAGGCAGCAAUACGAGGGUCAUGUUCCAGCUACUGUUGGACUAGUUCAAACCUGUUUUUCACACCCAGAGGAACAGAACAAUAACACAGCACCAGCAGAACAACAACACACAGCAUAUAUCCUACAGGCACAACAGGAACAGGGAGAGGAACACCCAAGACACCCUGUCCAGUUAGCAAGGAAAAUCUGAAAUUCCAUAAAAAGUUAUCCUGCCUGGUGUGCCAGCUGCACUACAGACCUGUCAAUCAUCUUACAAUAAAGCUCAAAACUGCAACACUGUAAAGCUUUGAGCCAAAAGAUGAAGAUGAAGCAAGCCUUUCUCUUCUUCUACACUUUGGUUGCAUUGCUCCAAAGUCACCUCACAACGGCAUAUCCACCCGGGUGCAGCAGUAGCUCUACAACUGCCAACUGUGACAACCAAUACCUCCAGUCCAUCCCACAAGACUUCCCAACAUCAAUACAGACUCUGUACAUGCGCAACAAUGACCUGACUAAUAUCAGCCACACAGCAGUGUCAAGGUACAGCAGUCUACGAAAUGUGUAUCUGAGUGAUAACAGGAUUUCCAUGAUAACUUGUGGGACAUUUCUGAACUCAGGCUCAAUUACAAGGCUCGAAAUUCAAAACAAUGAAUUGGCUACAUUGGGAGAUGGGAUGUUUGAUGGUUUAGUUCAGGUGUCACGCCUUGAUCUAGACAAUAACAAAAUAAGUACCAUUGGCACAAACACCUUUGCUGGCCUGUCCCAACUAGAUUACCUGUAUCUCAGGCAAAAUCAGUUAGAAUCACUGGAGUCAGGAAUGUUUGCUACUUUAAAUGAUCUUGACUACCUGUACUUGGACAACAACCAAAUACGCAGUAUUGGCCCAAAUACAUUUUUGGGACUUUCCCAGUUGGAUUACCUCUACCUGCGACACAAUAAGCUUGAAUCCCUAUCACAAAAUAUGUUUUCAAGUAGUUUAAGUGAUCUGGACAGGCUCUACUUAGAGUAUAAUAGUAUCAGAACCAUUGCAUCGAACACCUUUUAUUACCUUACAAAUCUGGAUCGCUUGUACCUGCAAAACAACAACAUCACAAGCCUGUCCAGCACUAUGUUCAACAGGUUAUCAAGCUUGGAUUACCUUUACUUGCAAAACAACCAGAUAACCAGUAUAUCAUCUAGCACAUUUCAGUAUUUUACAUAUUUAGUGUGGCUUGACCUGUCUAACAACAUGAUUGGCAGCCUUUCAAGCAAUUCUUUCUCUGGCCUUACUAGCUUACAGCGUCUCUAUCUUCAGAAUAACAGAAUUACAUCCUUAAACUAUUACAUGUUCCAAGGUAUGGGGUCUUCCUCAACUCCCAGCCAGCUGAGAACACUUGAUCUUUCCCACAAUGAAGUCAGCAGUAUAUCAUCUAAUACCUUUCAGUACAUGAGAUACUUGCAAACUUUGAAAUUGAGUGGAAACCGCCUCAGCUCAAUUUCUGCUGGAACGUUUAGUUACAUGAAUCGCUUGGUUUACCUAUACCUAAAUGACAAUGAGUUACAGUCUUUAAGUUCCAAUGUAUUUCAUGGACUUAGCCACACAAACUUCCAUACUCUUCAUUUGUAUGGAAACAAUAUUCAAUUCUUACCUUCAAACAUCUUCAGCAGUUAUGCUCGUUAUGUUGUAGACCUGCGGCUGGAUGACAAUAAACUGACAACCCUUUAUUCUACAAUCUUCAAUGGGCUGUCUCAAUUGCAGACGCUCCGACUCAACCAGAAUCAGCUGACUUCCUUGCCAUCUAACAUCUUCAGCCAACCAUCAUCCUUGACAAACCUCUAUCUUAAUGAUAACCAACUCACCAUUCUGUCAAGUAGCCAGUUUAGUGGACUGAGUAACCUGCAAAAUUUGCACCUUCAGGACAACUUCAUUCAUACAGUGUCAGCAAAUGCCUUCAAUGGCUUGGGCCAGCUGACCACUUUGAAUCUCCAGAACAACAAUGUGGCUAUGCUACCAGCUAAUGCAUUCAAUGGCCUCACAAGUUUGCAAAACCUAAAUAUCAAUAACAACAGCUUGACAAGGUUGCUUUCAGAUGUAUUUCAUGGACUAGGAAACUUACAAACAUUGCAAAUGCAAAACAGCAAGGUUCACUAUUUACCACCAAAUACCUUCUCUUCUCUCCAAAACUUGAGAACAUUGCAGCUUGACCAAAACGACAUUAAGAUUCUAGUCACAGAUACUUUCAAUGGACUUGGACAGCUUACAACUCUAAUGCUGCAAAAUAUCAAAUUGGACUUCAUUGAGCCAGGUGCAUUUAAUGGUCUCCAAAGCCUGCAAACUUUGACCCUUAACUCAAACAGUUUACAGAAUAUCACGACCGGUGCCUUCAAUGGGCUUCCAGCUCUUCAAAACUUGCAGCUUCAAGAAAAUCAAAUCAAGAUAAUACAGACAAAUUCUUUCACACAGAACCAAAACUUGCAGACAUUGAAUCUGGCACACAGCACAAUUCAACUUCAGGCUGGAGCACUAAAUGGACUUGGUCGAUGUGAAAAUCUAGACCUCAGCUACAAUGGACUCAAACUUUUGCCUGCAGAUGCCUUUUCGGACCAAAUCAACCAAAACCUUGUUACUCUGGACCUCAGCUUCAAUCAGCUUUCAGAAAUUCCUUUCCAUGUACAGCACCUAUCAAGCUUGCAAACUCUACAUAUUCAUCAAAAUACCUUAACUGCAGUCCAGGCUAAUGCAUUUGGUGGCCUGAGAACUUUGGUGACUCUAAAUCUGCACUUUAACAAAAUCCAGUCAGUUGAAUGCUUCAGUUUCAGUGGGCUAUAUUAUUUGCAAUCACUGAAUUUGGGACAUAACCAGCUUGAACAUUUGCCAGAAGGUGUCUUUAACCAUCUACUAAACCUCCAGACCCUUAACCUAGAGUCCAACUCACUCAGACAAAUCUUAGAUGAAGCUUUAGCAAACUUAUCGAACCUUCAUUUCUUGGGUCUUCAGAACAACAACUUCAAGACACUCAACAUUGAUGCCUUUCAAGUACUCUCCACAAUAACUAAUGGAAAUAACCUUAACCUACAGGGGAAUCCCUGGGUGUGUGACUGUCAGAUGCUGAAAACUAGAAUCAACAUGACAGGAGCCCCCUUUGAGUCUACCAUAAUUUGUGGUAGUGAUGUCAAUCCCACUGGUAUUGCUGGACAUGCAUUAAGUAGUCUUCAUCCACAAUCUCUUAGGUGUGAAGGUCCAUCUGUUUUGGCAUUCACCAUCUUCAAUAUCAGUAGUACUAUUUCUACCAGAGAUAAUGUCACCAUGUACUGUGAAACCUCUGGGUUUCCUAUUCCAGAUUUAGAGCUCCUUGUGCCCAGUGGAGACAGUGUCAGAGCAGGUGAUUGUGCUAAUGAUACAAAUAUCUGUAUGUUGAGCAAUGGUACUAUUUUGGUUCCCAAUAUUGAAAAAGAACAAGAGGGGGUAUACACAUGCAUUGCCUCAAAUCCAGCAGGUUAUGCACACAGCAGUAUGUCAAUAACACUUAGUGUUCCAGAGGAAACAGAACCCAGUGCAAGCAUCUCUGUUGCUGCCUUUGCUGGCAGCAUGUGUGGCUCUGUCCUUGGUACUGCAAUUCUUUGCACACUUGUGUUCAUUGCCUGUAGUAGAAGGCAGAGAAACACUCCUCCAUCCCCAGAUCAAAGUGUUGUAUUCAGUAAUGUAAGGGCAGCUACUGAAGAGCCACAGGAUGAUCUGAGAGGUCCCAAUCUGUUGUCCCUUCCUUGUGCAACCACUUCUGGUCCUCUAAAAGAUGACCGCUAUACCCAUCCACCAACCUCUACAGAGGCAAUGGGGGUAUACGAGGAAGUUAGUGAACCUGAUCAUAAACAAAAAGAAAGAAGCAAAGCACAAGCAAAAGGAGGGGCCCCAAGACGAGCACUUAAACUCCCCAAACAAGGUAUUCCUCAGAAGCCCCCAUCUCCCGCCACCACUUCUGAUCCUGUGCAAGAUGACCGUUAUACCCUUCCCCCAACCACUACAGAGGUAUACGAGGAAGUCUGUGUACCUCCAAGUGAACAAAAGAAAGUAAGUACAGCGCAAGCAAAGGGGGGGCCACCAAGAAAGGCACUAAAACCACCAAAAAUGCAGAGACAUGCUGUUCCUCAGCAGCCACCAGAUCCCCCUCAACGAUUUGAAAGUGCUGAAGGAACAGCUGAUAAUAUAUACACGAAUGAGCCAGAAGUGAUGUACAUGAAUGAACCAGGUGCUACUGCUAUGGAGUACUAUCAACCACUGCAGAAGCCUGACCAAUGAUCUAAAUCUUUUCCAAAGCAUGUUUUUGGGGGCCGCGUAGCACAGUGGUAGUGUAUUCGGCCCGUGACCGAGAGGUCACCGGUUCGAAUCCGCCUGCCGUGUUGCCGGUGUUGCCCUUGGGAAAGG